AUGCACUCCAUUCCUCCUCCUCGCAACUUCCUCGUCCUCUCUGCCGCUAGCUCGGCCCCUUACGAUCCAAGCAAGAAGUUCCUUGUCUUGUCGCCCACCGAGUCUGGUCCGGACCCUCGUGCCUAUGAUGAGCAGGUCCUGACCGAUUCCAACGAGAAGAACUCUGACUUUGAGUCUUCCAUCCACCGCUCUAACAGCACUUCUUCUGCUUCGUCAGAUGAUUCUCGAUUCGACGAUGUUGCUGCCACAUUGCCCAACGGCUUCCUCUACCUAGGCCACACAUCCAGACGAUCUUCCCAGUGA
Messenger RNA from Penicillium argentinense, 303 nucleotides. RefSeq lists its product as uncharacterized. The transcript has a single exon. The coding region runs from base 1 to 303 and encodes 100 amino acids. The record is from RefSeq and is a predicted model, not a curated record. NCBI's taxonomy places the organism in Eukaryota, Fungi, Ascomycota, Eurotiomycetes, Eurotiales, Aspergillaceae.